AUGAGGAAGCAGAGCGCGCGCACCGCCGCGCUGGUCCUGUGCAUCCUCUCCUACCUCCUGGUGGGCGCCGCCGUCUUCGACGCGCUCGAGUCCGAGGCGGAGAGCGGCCGCAAGCGGCUGCUGGCCCAGAAGCGGAGCGAGUUGCGGAGGAAGUACGGCUUCUCGGCCGAGGACUACCGCGAGCUGGAGCGCCUGGCGCGGCAAGCCGAGCCGCACCGCGCCGGCAGCCAGUGGAAGUUCGCCGGCUCCUUCUACUUCGCCAUCACCGUCAUCACCACCAUCGGGUACGGCCACGCCGCGCCGGGCACGGACUCGGGCAAGGUCUUCUGCAUGUUCUACGCGCUCCUGGGCAUCCCCCUGACCCUGGUCACCUUCCAGAGCCUAGGCGAGCGGCUGAACGCGCUGGUGCGGCGCCUCCUGCUGGCGGCCAAGCGCUGCCUGGGCCUGCGGCGGCCGCGCGUGUCCCCCGAGAACAUGGCGGUGGCCGGGCUGCUGGUGUGCGCGGCCACCCUGGCGCUCGGGGCCGCCGCCUUCGCGCACUUCGAGGGCUGGACCUUCUUCCACGCCUACUAUUACUGCUUCAUCACCCUCACCACCAUCGGCUUCGGCGACUUUGUGGCGCUGCAGAACGACGAGGCGCUGCAGAGGAAGCCGCCCUACGUGGCCUUCAGCUUCCUGUACAUCCUCCUGGGGCUCACGGUCAUCGGCGCCUUCCUCAACCUCGUGGUCCUGCGCUUCCUGGCGGCCGGCGCGGACGCGCCUGAGCGCGCUGCCCGCCCGCUCCGCCGGGGGGCGCCCGAGAGCCGAGCCCCGGCGCAGCGCGUCGGCCGCAUCUCCAUCUCCUGCCGCCUGCACCCGCUGGAGCUGUGCGCCCGCGACAAUCCCGGCUUCUCGCCCCCCGCCAGCCCCGGGGCUGGGGGCGGCGGCAGAGCCGGCAGGCCCCCGGCCCGGCGGAAGUCCAUCUGA
Molecule: messenger RNA, 966 nt
Organism: Odocoileus virginianus texanus
Lineage: Eukaryota; Metazoa; Chordata; Mammalia; Artiodactyla; Cervidae
Gene: KCNK15
Product: potassium two pore domain channel subfamily K member 15
Biological process (GO): potassium ion transmembrane transport; stabilization of membrane potential
Cellular component (GO): plasma membrane
Molecular function (GO): outward rectifier potassium channel activity; potassium ion leak channel activity
Source: RefSeq, a predicted model, not a curated record